GCAUUGUUUGAUCACCAUACCCACACGAAGCAAUGAUAAGAAUGGAUCACGUCUGGAGGAAAAUCUUCUUUGCUAUAAUAGUUAUCUCUGACAAGAUAAGCCAAUUGCAGACCUUCAAUGUUGGCACCGCAGAUGCUAGGAUUUUCCUCGGCCCAGCUUCUGAUGAAUUUGGUUACACUGUCCAACAAGCACCAAACUAUCAGGACAAAUGGCUCCUAGUUGGUGCUCCUUGGAGUGACAACAGGAAGGGAGAUAUUUACAAGUGUCCAGUCCAGGGAUCCAGUAACAGAUGUGAAAAGCUCAACCUUCAAGAUUCUGUUAGAAUUCCCGAUGUUAUAAAUGUCAACGCCAACAUGUCUCUGGGUUUGACUCUUGCUCCCAACCAUACAGGCCAUGAUUUUUUGAUGUGUGGUCCUCUUUGGGGACAGCAGUGUGGCGAUCAGAACUUUUAUCCAGGAAUUUGCUCGAAACUCAACCCCCUCUUUCAGCCUCAACCUGCCUUUUCUCCUGCCAUUCAGACAUGUUCAGGAUUGAUGGACAUUGUGAUUGUUUUGGACGGCUCAAACAGCAUUUAUCCAUGGCAACCAAUGACGGAGUUCCUGCGCAAAUUGAUACCUUCUUUAGAUAUCGGGCCUCAAAGUACACAGAUGAGCGUCAUUCAGUAUAGUGAUGGCCAAAAGGUUGAAUUCAAACUGAAUCGUUACACAGACAAGAACCAGAUGCUUAAUGCAGCAUCCAAAAUCACACAGAUGUAUGGUACUUCUACCAAUACCUUCGCCGCAAUCACAUUUGCCAGUAAGGAAGCUUUUUCUGCAAGCAACGGUGGCCGACCUGAAGCUGCUAAAGUCAUGGUGGUUGUUACUGAUGGGGAGUCGCAUGAUAGCUACAAAAGAGACAGCGUCAUCGCUGAGUGUGACAAGCAAGGCAUCAUUCGAUUUGGUAUUGCGGUGUUGGGUUACUACAUCAGAAACAACAUAGAUACAAAAAAUCUCAUCCAGGAAAUCAAAUCCAUUGCCAGUGAACCCACAGAGAAGUACUUCUUCAAUGUGUCAGAAGAAGCAGUCCUUUCCACCAUCGCUGCGACUUUAGGAAAACGCAUCUUCAGCAUAGAGGGUACUGGAAAAGAGGCAGAUAGCUUCCAGAUGGAGAUGUCCCAGGUCGGAUUCAGUGCAUACUACUCCAAGCAGCAGGAUAUGAUGAUGCUGGGAGCAGUGGGAGCAUACGCCUGGAGUGGGACUGUUGUCCAUCAGAAAGGAUCUGUAGCAACUAUUUUCCCUUUUUCCGCCUUUGAGGGAACGCUUCAAGAGAAUAAUCACAGCUCACUGCUGGGUUAUGCUCUCACCACGCUGACUGAUGGGUCUACAGAAUAUUUUGUAGCUGGAGCUCCUCGCUCCAACCAUUCCGGACAAGUCAUCAUUUACACUGUGAACCCCCAGAAACAACCUGUUGUUGUGGAUACAGAAAGAGGGAAACAGAUUGGGUCAUACUUUGGGAGCGUCCUGUGCUCACUGGAUGUAGACGAUGAUAAAGUGACAGAUUUGCUUCUGGUUGGAGCUCCCAUGUACAUGAAUGAGGUGAAGAAAGAACAAGGCAGAGUCUACUUAUUCUCCGUCACCAAGGGAAUACUGAAUGAGCAGGGAUUCCUCAACGGUCCUUCUGGAAAUGAAAAUGCUCGUUUUGGAAUGGCUAUCUCUGUCAUUCCUGACCUCGACCUCAACGGAUUCAGUGAUGUUGUGGUUGGAGCCCCCAUGGAGGACAAGGGAAAGGGUGUGAUUUACAUCUACAAUGGCUACAACAAGGGUCUAAAAAAAGACUUCUCACAGAAAAUCCCAGGCUCCAAGCUAAAUCCUCAACUUCAAUUUUUUGGAAGAUCUUUAGACAGCAAUAAAGACCUGAAUGGUGAUACCAUUCCUGACAUCUCCAUUGGUGCUUAUGGAUCCGUUGUCCAGCUGUGGUCCAGAGGAGUGGCAGUUGUUACAGCUAAAGCCUCCUUCAAACCUGAUAAAAUCAGCAUUUUAAACAAAGACUGUGACAUUAGUGGACGCAAGCUCUCUUGCUUCAAUGUGAACAUCUGUUUUAGUGCUUCAUUCAGACCCACAAAUCCUGUGGGACCCAUAGAUUUAUCCUACACAUUGACUCUGGACGCUGACCUGAAGGGUUCCCGGGUAACUUCAAGAGGACUGUUUGUAGUAAACAAUGAACGAUACCUAAAGGAGAAGAUAAAAAUAUCCUCCACAUCCCUAUGUGUAGAUCGCAGGGUUUAUGUUCAGGAAACACCAGACUUAGUAAAUUCCCUCAGUCUGAAAGUAGAAGUUGAGCAAGAAAAUCCAGACGUCAACCCUGUCCUUGACAGCUUUUCUCCAAAAGCCUUUGAAUUCUUUAUCCCUUUUACUAAAGACUGUGGGUCAGAUGAAUUGUGUGUUAACGAUCUGGAGCUGAAUGUGAAGGUGGACAGGCAGGGGUCCAGCUCAAGUCCAGUUCUGUUCAGCGCCAACAAGCGGGAACUGAAAUUCAAAGUUGUUGUGAAGAAUAAAAAUGAGAAUUCAUACAACACACAGGUCUCUGCCACGUUCUCCAACAACCUCUUCUACUCCUCUGCCACUGCUACAGAUGAAGUCAAAUGCACAUCAACACUAAAAAAUACAGUCACCUGUCAGGUGGGAUAUGCAGUAUUAAAGAAAGACCAAGAGGUUAACUUUGAGAUCACAUUUGAUUACAGUUUUGAUUCUCAGGAAAACCAAGCCGUUGUGAAAUUUGAGGCCAGAAGUGAUGGAAAAGAGGAAAAUCCUGCCGACAAUACUGUGCAAAUAUCCAUUCCUGUGCAAUUUGACACAGGAGUUGUGUUGUCCACGGAGUCAAAUAUCAACUUUUAUGUGGCAGACUCAACCAAUCAAGUGGUAACCACGGUGAAAACUCUGAAUGACAUAGGACCGGAGUUUACCUUUACAGUGAAGGUCUCAACAGGUAUAUUCCCUCUCAGCCUCCUUUUUCUCACAAUAAGUCUGCCAGUGAAAACAAAAGGUGAAAAUCCACUCCUGUAUUUAACCAGCGUGGAGCCACAAGCUGGAGAAUCUAUCAGCUGUUUCACAAGCCUAAAGAAUCCUCCACAUAUUGGUGAACAAAUUCAGACGGUUUCAUUCAGAGAGGAGAAUCUCAAAGGUACAAAGACACUGGACUGUACAAGUGCAAAAUGUGAGAAGAUAGAAUGCAUCCUUAAAGACACUGAAAUAAAGAGUGACUAUUUGGUAAAGGUUAAAACAAGAAUCUGGAAUGGCACAUUUAUUACGGCUUCAUAUCAGAGCAUAAAUCUGAUUUCCAGCCUGGAUGUGAAGACCUCCAAACCAGAUCUUCUCAUUGUCCAAUACAAGCAUCUGGAUGUGGUUUUGCCUGUCAGCAAACCUGGAGAGAAAGCUGAUGUUCCAGUUGGUGUGAUAGUUGGUAGCGCCAUAGGUGGCCUGGUGCUGCUGGCUCUGGUUGUUGGUCUGCUGUAUAAGUUUGGAUUUUUCAAAAGAAAGUACCAGCAGCUUCAGAAGGAGGAUGAUGAGGACAGACAGGUCCAUGCACAUGAUGAUGAAGUUUUGUGAGGAGGAACCCCUUCAGUCAUCUCUCUGUCUGUAAAGCUCGAGUGUUGGUAUUGGCACAUCUGUAGCGCAAACUGAUCAGAACUUAUUCACUGGAAACUGGGCACUUUAAGGAAACAGUUGCUUGUAAGUUUGUGGAUGAAUGAGAUUAAGUUCUUUAGCUCUUUUACAGGGGAUUAUUGUUGUGUGUUGCUUUGUGAAUUGUAGAGAUUUGUGACAAAUGUGCACUGUUUGUUUAUCUUCAGAAAUAAUAUUUUUUUUUAGGUUAUGGAUGGACUUUACAAUUAGAUGCAGAAUUGUCAUCUGUAAUUUUACACUGUAACUGGAUCCUGGAUGAUUUUUGGGGAGGGAAUUGUUUGUUUUGUUUACCUAUUUUGCUUUAAGCAGUUUGUGCCACAAACUGACUUGGGGAUUAAAUUUUGCAUCUGACUCUCAGGGCUACUUUUAUAUUAAAAGUACUAAUAUUAAUGGUCUAAAAACAAGAUAGAAAAAGGAAUAAAAUCCUGUAGGUUGUAAUUUACAACACCCUCUUUAUUCAUUGGAACUCCUUGAUAUAGAUGUUGAAAAAGGCCUUCAAAUAAGUUCAUCUAGUUGCAUUUGAAUCAUCAGCUGGACAAAACUGCUGCCAUUUCCUCAGAUUGGAGAUUCAUCCUCCUGACAGUUUGGUGGUUAGUUUAUCACACUUCCUGUUGUUUUUAUCUGCUUAAUCAGUGCCCUGAUAAUGUGGUUAAGUUUAGGUAAAUAGCCAUUUUCUUUCUGCUAUUUUCUGACUUCCGAGGAUCAGCUUGAAUGGCAUGUCCUCUCAUAUUUUCCGUUUGGAAGAGUAAGAGAAUAAAGCUGUGCCACAUCAUAUUUGUACCCCAGGGAAUCAGGUAAUCAUUGAGAACUAAUAAAGGCAAAAAAAUUAUUUCCUGCCAUAGAUUCAAUUUGGUCUCAAAUGAACAGUUGGUUUUUCAAACCAUGUCAGCGUGAGAUUCAGCUGCUGCAAUAAAACAUGGAUUUAUUUCAGGAACUUAAAUAUGGAGCGUAUUGUAUGUUGUUGCUGUGUUUAAUUUAGUUCUUUUUUCUGUAUGUAAGAACUAAAGUUAUGAUUUUACAGAGUUUUUUUUAUUAUGUGGAGUUGGAACUUGAUACACUGCUGUUGAUUAUAUUUGUGGUACAUGAUUUUUAUCAUUAGAGGCAUCAUUUAUUAGUCAUUUGUUGAUGAAAUCUCACCAUAGUUUUCAGUUAAAUUAUUAAAUUUACAGAUUAUUUUCAGGGGUCUCAAACUCCAGUCCUCGAGGGCCGCAGUCCAGCAA
Molecule: messenger RNA, 4879 nt
Organism: Xiphophorus maculatus (southern platyfish)
Lineage: Eukaryota; Metazoa; Chordata; Actinopteri; Cyprinodontiformes; Poeciliidae
Gene: itga2.2
Product: integrin subunit alpha 2
Exons: 30
Coding region: 33-3584 (1183 amino acids)
Biological process (GO): cell-matrix adhesion; cell adhesion mediated by integrin; integrin-mediated signaling pathway
Cellular component (GO): external side of plasma membrane; integrin complex
Molecular function (GO): integrin binding
Source: RefSeq, a predicted model, not a curated record